Molecule: messenger RNA, 3023 nt
Organism: Fundulus heteroclitus (mummichog)
Lineage: Eukaryota; Metazoa; Chordata; Actinopteri; Cyprinodontiformes; Fundulidae
Gene: slc5a6a
Product: solute carrier family 5 member 6a
Exons: 17
Coding region: 304-2232 (642 amino acids)
Biological process (GO): pantothenate transmembrane transport; sodium ion transport; biotin transport
Cellular component (GO): membrane
Molecular function (GO): sodium-dependent multivitamin transmembrane transporter activity
Source: RefSeq, a predicted model, not a curated record
GUUGAGACGUGAGUCACCAGCCGGAGGAGGCAGAGGAGAGGGAUGUGGCAGCCUGAGAAGCUGCGCUCCCACCCAUGCGCACUGGGACAGAGGUCCCUGAUGUGAUUUCUCGCUUCCUCCGCCACUUGGACCUGAAGAAUGGCAUUUCCGACCAAAUGCAACCCCUCCUUCAUGGGACGUAAAAUAUGAGCAGAUUCAGAAGCUCAACAUCAUCUGGCCCUCAGUGAAUGUCACCAUGGGUGAGCUGCUUACUUCAACAUCAUAAUCGGCGCCGUCCUCAUACCCCCUGAAUCCAGCGGCAUCAUGGGGGAGGUGGUCCAGAUGCACUUCACCACAGUGGACUACGUAAUCUUCGCCCUGCUGCUGGUGGCCUCUGCCGGCAUCGGCCUCUUCUAUGCCUUCUCCGGCGGGCGUCAGCGCACCACGCAGGAGUUCCUGAUGGCCGACCGCUCCAUGAGCUGCCUGCCUGUGUCCCUGUCCCUGCUGGCCACCUUUCAGUCAGCUGUGGCCAUCCUGGGGGCUCCGUCUGAGGUCUAUGCAUUUGGAACCCAGUACUGGUUCCUCGGCUGCUCCUAUUUUCUGGGCCUGCUAAUCCCAGCCCACGUAUUCAUCCCAAUCUUCUACAGGCUUAGGCUGUCCAGCGCCUACGAGUAUCUGGAACUGCGUUUUAACAAGACGGUUCGCAUAUGUGGGACUGCGACCUUCAUCUUUCAGAUGGUCAUUUAUAUGGGGGUUGUACUUUAUGCACCGGCUCUGGCACUUAAUGCAGUGACAGGUUUUGACCUGUGGGGGGCAGUGUUGGCUAUGGGAUUAGUGUGUACCGUAUAUACAGCUCUGGGGGGGCUGAAGGCAGUGAUCUGGACGGAUGUGUUCCAGACGGUGGUGAUGUUUGCAGGGCAGCUGACCGUCAUCGUGGUAGGAGCCGGUCAGGCUGGCGGUAUGGCAGAGGUGUGGAGGAAAGCAGUCAAUGGCAGCCGCAUUUCUGGACUCGACCUGAACCCAGACCCUCUGGAGCGCCACACCUUCUGGACAUUAGGUGUUGGAGGAGUCUUCCUUAUGUUGGCUCUGUAUGGCGUCAACCAGGCACAGGUCCAGAGGUACCUCAGCUCCCGCACGGAGAAGGAAGCUGUCAUGUCCUGCUAUGUAGUUUUUCCGUGCCAGCAGGUAGUCCUCUGUUUGGGCUGUCUGAUGGGUCUGGUCAUGUUCGCUCGCUAUGGGGAGGACAGCCCUCUGGACAAGGGCUACGUCAAAACAAAUGACCAGAUGGUGCUGUACUUUGUAAUGGAUGUGUUCAAGGAACUGCCCGGCCUCCCUGGACUGUUUGUGGCCUGCCUCUUCAGUGGAGCACUCAGCACCAUUUCCUCAGCUUUCAACUCCUUAGCAACAGUAACUAUGGAGGACCUGAUAAAACCCCAUUUUCCCAAUAUGACUGAAGCAAAGGCCACUCUUCUGUCCAAAGGACUUGCUUUGGCCUAUGGACUGGUGUGUCUGGCUAUGGCCUACGUUGCCUCCAUUAUGGGAUCUGUGCUGCAGGCAGCCUUCAGUAUCUUUGGGAUGGUGGGUGGUCCCCUGCUGGGACUCUUCUGCCUGGGCAUUUUCUUUCCUUGGGCGAACUCAAUUGGUGCAGUCGUCGGGUUAGCAGCAGGCCUAGCUAUGGCCUUCUGGGUGGGGAUCGGAAGCUUUUUGAUGCGAAUGCCUCGUUCCACAACAGAACCCCACCUCAACACCACCACUCUGCCACUGUUCGACAACAUGACCACUGCUGUUCUGACCUCCCUGGCUAGCAGCCCCACAGCCAAACCAAGACCAACAGGAGUGGAAGCCCUCUACUCGUUGUCCUACAUGUGGUACAGCGCUCAUAACUCGACCACGGUGGUGGUGGUGGGGCUGCUCGUCAGUCUGCUCACAGGACCUAUGAAGGAGAAGGAGCUGACCCCAGGAACGGUUUUCCCGGUCCUCGGCACACUCUUGUUCUUCCUGCCCGAGCGCUACAAGGAGAAGCUUUGCUGCAUCACUCCUCUGACCCCCAAGCCCAAAGAAAUCAAUACACUACCCUAUCAAAUGGCCAAAAAGGAUAGCAACGGGGCAGCUUACAGCAAAGAGGACACAUCCACAGAGGACAGAGAGAUGGAGAGAGACAAAGCACAGACGGAGGACGAGGACUUGGACACACAGAGGGCUCUGCCUUCCUGCCAGCUGACGGCUCACACAGUUCAGGAGACGGCCUUAUGAUCCUUUACGACGCACAAGAUGCACGCACACUUUGACCUGAGCUGCUGUUGGAUCUCAUCGCCCUGGUAGAAAACUGUUUUCAGAAUCAAUCACAAAGCAAAGAUUAUAGAUCGUCUGCUGGAGUAGGUUUACAAGCUGCAAUGAAUAAAGGAGCAGACUGAUGGGUCUGGUCCGAAAGCACAGAACGUCUGCUGCUGCUUCAUUCAGACUGAGCCGCUGCAGCCUGAGGAGUAGCAGUGACCACACAGCAGGUAGGGAUCAAUAUCAGCCACAGCGACGUGAGUCUAUUCACAUGUGUGCGGCUCCAAUGCACAUUGACUCAUGCUCUAGUGUCCUGAUCCACCCAGUCCUUAGCAGAAAGAAAAGAAUCAGGUAGGGAAUCGUUGCACACUUAAAUUAAUUUAUUUUUAUAGCUGAAGUGGAGCCACACAAUUCCACAGUAUAUGAAUAAUUAAACUAAAUUGAAGACUGACGUAUAAUAAGAGUGUAAAUAAUGUUGCAUUUUGGUUUCAUGCCCAUCAGAUCUUUUAGCUGUGUGUAAAAACGGGUCCAUAGAUCUGAAGCGGUGGUGAUGAGAGCAGAGGGACAUCUCAUAGUGGCAGAUCAACAAUAAUAUAUUGAUCUUGACCCUGGUGAACAGAAACCAAUGAAUGCAGUAUGCACCUGUUCAAAAUUAGGUUUAUUUUUCAGAUUAAUCUCUAUAUCUCAUUUUAAACCAUUAUGACAAUAGCCAAUGAAAAACAAUGACUGAGAUUCUAGAAAUUAACUCCACAGAGAGUUACUAAAAGAAA